Messenger RNA from Gadus morhua (Atlantic cod), 8233 nucleotides. It is a transcript of the gene tmem132e, whose product is annotated as transmembrane protein 132E. The record is from RefSeq and is a predicted model, not a curated record. Bases 1120 to 4491 code for a protein of 1123 amino acids. NCBI's taxonomy places the organism in Eukaryota, Metazoa, Chordata, Actinopteri, Gadiformes, Gadidae. The transcript is spliced from 9 exons.
GUGCCCAGUGUCCACUUUGAGCCGUGCGGUGAAAUGUGGAAGCAUCUCGGCAUUUGGAGAAUCUUCGAUUUCGUGUCGGACCAGCGCUCAUUCAUUCAUCAAACAGCACUACGGUGAAAGUGGACUAUUGGUCAUAGCUGCAGAAAUCAAACGUGUUCUUGGACUCCAGCUCCGACGGUCAUGAGCGUGCCGCUGCUCACUGAGUCGCUGUCGCAACACUGUGCCGCUGGAAGUAUUUAAAAGCGCACGAAAGACGGAAAGAAGCCGUUGUGUUUGGAGCACAUUCCUUGGGGAUAUCAAUUCGAUAUUCGAAAAUACCGCAAAGGGUGACAGUGGGGCACUUCUGUUUGAGCGACGUGGAUUUCAAUGGGCAUUACACCUGGCUUACUCAGAAAUCUUAGUCGGUGUAUUAAGUGCGGACCAUCGAGGCUCAUUGGAUUCUCCCCACUGUGUCUGGGAUAAAAAAAAAUCCGACCGGUUUUUGGAGCCGGACCCUUACCGAGCCCAGUAAAGACACUCAUAGAUUUUGGCGCAAGCUUUUUUUCUUCUUCUUUGAGUAGAGACGCGGUGUGCCCGCGGAAAGGCUCGGGCGCGUGCCAUCGCGUUGUGUUGCCCAUCGCACGAGUUUUCCUCAUUUUUGCGAGAAUCAUAUCAAAACGAGAACACUGUCACAGCGAGAACCACAUCAAAACGAGAACCCCGUCAAAACGUGGACUUGGCUGGAUGUUUGGCACGCCAGUAUUUUCCACUCCCGGUAGACCGCUUUGCCCAGGUACACCGUGGGAGAGGAUUUAAAUCCGGAUACCUGUAACUUUCUCCCGUUUUGGAACUCCAACUAGUUGUCCAAGUCGAUAUCGUCAUGUGCCUUUUUUGGAGACUCUGAUUGAACACAUGUCGGGGAGACAAAAGAGAGAGGGGUUAUCCAAAUCAUAAGGGCAAGCCAUCCACUCCUACAUAUGCGCACAUCCAGCGUUGCGCCGAAGAUAUACAUGUAGGCAUCUUUUUACAUGUAUGAAUGUAGCCUACAAUUUGACAUUUGGACCGCCGGAGAAGUGUUCAAAGCGUCGAGUGGAAGCGAUAUAUGAAGAAAUAACUUGACUGGGAUUACGUGCAUCUGGGAUGACUACCAUGUCAGGUGCAAGAUAUUGCGGAGGAACUCUCCUGCUCUGCCUAGCGUCCCUUUCCAAUGCGCUUGCAGGUAGAAUCUCGCCCACCAACUCUGAUGCCCUCCUCAGCUCCUCCGUGGCAACGGCCAACCCCUCCCCACCGAACGUCUACCUCCCGGUCACCUUCAAGCUGUCCAACGCCCAGCUGGCCUUCUUCCUCCAAGAGGUCCAGAGCACUGGACCCGUCUUCGGUGGCGGUGCAGGCGGCGGUCGGACCGGCGGCGGCGCGAGCCCUCCCCAGAACGGGGGCCACCCGCUGCAGCGCUCGGAGAGCUUCGUGGUCUUCCAGACCAAGGACCUCCCGGCCAUCAACAUAACCUUCGGGCCGUUCUCCCGGGACCAGGCCCUCUCCAAGGAGCUCCUUCAGCCGGCCAGCCCGCUGGACAUCCCGGGGCAGCUGACGGUCAACUGGAAGGUGCGGGCGUUCAUCGUCCAGGCCAGGGUGUUCUCCAACAACCCCACGGUGCAGGUGUUCUUCUACAUCGCCGGGCGCGACUGGGACGACUUCAAGGCCCAGGACCGGCUGCCCUGCGUGCGGCUCCAUGCCUUCCGGGACGUGCGCGAGAUCAAGACCUCCUGCCGCAUGAAGGGGAACCUGGCCCAGUGCCUGGCCCAGCUGGACCUGCCGCCGGCCUGGUUCAACGCCCACAUGGCCCCGCUGGGCCGGAGGAAAGGCUCCAACGAGGGGCUCCUGGACGGACUCACCAGCGAGACCCUGCAGGCAGAGCUUUACUACACCUUGCACGAGCCCAACGCGGAGGGGGAGUGCAUGGAGGGCCUGGGCCACCGGGGUGGCUCCAGGGGGGAGCCUCUGUCACAGCACCCCCUGCUGCGCAUCGGCAGCAUCAGCCUCUACCAGGCCAGCCAGGAGCAGCAGCUGGUGGAUAAGCAGCUGGACAAGAACAUGUUCCUCAGGCUGCCCGAGAAGCCCCUGAUGCCCGGCGAGACCCUCACCAUCUUCCUCUACCUGAUGCCCAACGCCACCAUCGAGCAGUUCUCCCUCAAGGUCAAGGCGAAGAAGGGGGUAAACCUGCUCCAGACGAAGUCAAAGAACGCCCAGUGGAAGGUGGACUGGGAGGUGCAGUCCGGGGCGAAGCAUUCCAUCACCACCAUUGACGUGAGCAAGAACAAAGUGGCAAAGGCCGGCGAGGUCCUGGGCAACGUGGAGGUGAUGCAGCUGGACUUUGAGAUGGAGAACUUCACCAGCCUGUCUGUGACGCGACGGAUCAACUGGAACAUCGACUACAAGGGCCAGAACCCGCCGCCGGACUCUGAGAAGGUGGUGACGGAGCUGACGGUGGUGCAGCGGGACAUCCAGGCCAUCGUUCCCCUCUCCAUGGAUACAGAGAUCAUUAAUACAGCCAUCCUGACCGGCCGAACAGUGGCCAUCCCUGUCAAGAUGGUCUCCAUAGAGAUGAACGGAGCGGUGACGGACGUCUCAGCCUUUGUGCAGUGCAAGUCCUCCAACGAAGACAUUGUUAAGGUGUCCAUGAACUGCGACUACGUGUUCGUCAACGGAAAGGAGACACGGGGGUCCAUGAACGCCCGGGUCAUCUUCAGCUACGAGCACCUGAGCGCGCCGCUGGAGCUGACGGUGUGGGUGCCCAAGCUCCCGCUGCAGGUGGAGCUGUCCGACCGCAGCCUCAGCUUCAUCAAAGGGUGGAGGGUGCCCAUUCUGCCGGACCGGAGGAGCACCCGGGACAGCGACGCGGCCGCCGACGAGGAGGACGAUGAGCCGCGGGUCAGCCGGGGCUGCGCGCUGCAGUACCAGCGGGCGCUGGUGCGCGUCCUCACCCAGUUCCACACCACGUCGGCCGAGGGCACGGACCAGGUGAUCACCAUGCUGGGGCCCGACUGGCGCGUGGACGUCACCGACCUGGUGCAGGACUCCCUCAAGGUGGCCGACCCCCGCAUCGCCGAGCUGGUGGACCGGACCGUCCUGGUGGGACUGGAGCUGGGCGCCACUGCACUCAAGGUGGAGUCCCCGCUGGCCGUGGACGCCGUCCUGGGGGAGGCGGCGUUCUCCGUCACUGACGACAAGGUGUCCAUCACGGAGCUGCGCGUGCACGCCGUGGCGGGCCUCAGCCUGACGCUACAGCCCAGCCCCGGCAACAGCCACACCAUGGUCGCCAAGGCAACGGGCCUCCAGACCCUCACUGCGCCCAAGCAGGAAGCCAGCCUGUCCGUCUGGAUGCACUUCAGCGACGGCACGGCCGCGCCCCUCACCUACUUCGACCCCAAGGACUACAACCUGAACGCCUCCAGCCUGGACGAGCGGCUGGUGUCGGUGCAGCAGGAGCCGCCCCCCCGCUGGCCGGCGGUGGUGGCCGAGGGCGAGGGCGCCGGGGAGGCCCUGCGGGUGGAGAUGACCAUCUGCGAGGCCUGCCAGAAGACCAAGCGCAAGAGCGUCAUCGCCGCGGCCGCCGUCUCCGUCAAGGUGCGCUUCGGCCCCGAGGAGGACUCUGAGGAGGAGGACGAGGGCGGCGACGCCCCUGGCGGCGCCGGCACGGCCUCCUCCGUCACCCGCCGGCCCCCCGUCGUGGUGGAGACCCACGUGGGCGGGAGAGGGUACGACGCGUCCAACGAGCAGCCGGCCAGCGUGCCCAUCGACUACACCAACUUCCCCACGCUGGUGGGCCACCGGGAGCGGCCCACGGAGGGCGGGGCGCCCGGGGUGGUGGUGGAGGAGGAGGAGGAGGAGGAGGAGGAAGAGGACGACGAGGACGACGACGGCUUCCUCCACCCGUCGCGCAACAUGUCGGACCUGGAGAUCGGCAUGUACGCGCUGCUGGGGGUGUUCUGCCUGGCCAUCCUGGUGUUCCUCAUCAACUGCAUCGUGUUCGUGCUCAAGUACCGCCACAAGCGCAUCCCGCCCGAGGGCCAGGCCAACAUGGACCACUCCCACCACUGGGUGUUCCUGGGCAACGGGCAGCCCCUGCGCACCCAGGGGGGCGAGCUGUCGCCCCAGCUGGCCGAGAGCCCCGGCAACCCCUUGGAGGGGGGCGGGGUGCCCACCUGUUGCCACGGCGACCACCACAGCAGCGGCAGCUCGCAGACCAGCGUGCAGAGCCAGGUGCACGGCCGGGGGGACGGCAGCUCCGGGGGCUCGUCCAAGGCGGAGGCGGGCGAGGAGGCGGGGUCGCCCACCUCCAAGAGGAAGCGGGUCAAGUUCACCACGUUCAGCACACUGCCCACCGAGGAGCUGCCCUACAACUCCAUCCCCAUCGCCGACGAGGAGGACAUCCAGUGGGUGUGCCAGGACAUGGGCUUCCAGGACCCGGCCGAACUGCACGACUACAUGCGCAGAAUAAAGGAGAUUGCGUGAGGUCGGCGCCAGGUCAAACGGGGGGGAAGGGCUGGAGGGGAGCCUUAUCCGGGGGGGGGGGGGGGGGGGGGGGAGGAAGUACUUGUCUUGGUAAGGACUUGAUACGGUUUCACAAGCGGCCCCAUGUUUUGUUUAGUUUUUUUCUGUUCUGUUGGUUUCUGCAGGGUUUGUGUUGCACAGUGCUGGUGUCCCAUACACGCUCACUUUUUUUCAAGAUGGAAAAAAACAUGUAGUUCAAGGAAAGCCAAAGACCACUCCAGAGGAUGCAUCAACAAAUAAAAUACGGCUUUUCAGGAGAAGAUUCAUUUCAUGUAGCAAGGAUAUGACACAUUAUGUUUCAAAGCUACCCAUUAAAAUACAAUAUUGGCAUGGAUAGCACUGGAUUCAGCGCCGAUUUGACAAGAGAGGCUGAACUCUUACUUUGAAGGAGGAUGGGGAGCUUGAUACACACAGGAGAGUUUAAGAGUGCUCGACUUACAGUUCAAGAUCUUGUUCUGAUACUACUGUAUCAGAGCUCUUAGACCAAAAGACGAAGAGGCCUUUGAUGAACACGUACCUAUAAAGGACUCAGAAAGAUGCAUUACUGUUAGUCGUAUAUUUUUUUUGUCAUUCUUGCCGAAUUGAGGAAAGAUAUUUCCUGUCACGGCAAAAACGAUUUCCUCCAUCAAUGUUCUGGCUGGAACAAAUUCUGUGAUUUGUAUUGGAGUUCGUUCACCCCCUCCCCUUUGAGUUGUUAACAUUUCCACGAGUAGUCAAGUGCAGUGCCCUUCAGUCAUUCCUAUCCUCACCCCAGCUGAUGCCUUAUACAACAGGUCACAGUUAACACUCCUUAUGUGGAGGUACUCUCCCUGUCGGCUCAUUCCUACUCACUAUUAUUAUUAUUAUUGUUAUUAUUAUUAUAAACGGUGUAGUAGCGACCUUGUAACAUACUACUGCUGACGCUACAUCUUAUGGGAAACAUGGAAAAAGUUUGUACGACGUGACCGUCUCCGACAUUCUCUGCAUGUAAGGAGAUCGGCACAAUCAAGAAUUGACGCUUUAUCUUUUUGUUACUUCCAAAUUUGUAAAUGUCGGGAUUGUAACUAUGUAAUCCUUCUUACGCAUUACUGAGGUGAAACAUGUUAUCAUGAGUCACGUGCAUGCCGUGUUAGGCCUACAUAAACACAUUCAUGCAUACGUACGUACAUCAUGUAUUCAUUCAUAUAUACAUGCAUACAUGCAUUCAUACAUACAUACAUGCAUUCAUACAUACAAUAAUCCAUACAUACAAACAUGCAUGCAUUCAUAUAUUCAUACAUACAUGCAUACAUACAUUCAUACAUACAUGCAUUUUUCCACGUAUGUGUAUAUACCAUACCAGCCAGCAGUCUACAGAAGAAAGGACCGUCUGCAACAUCUCAAAUCCACAUCUUGACGCCCGCCUGCUAUGUUGUUCUAGGAGUGAUUCUGCUUUCAUUUCGACAUCCAAUUAUCGCUGAGCCUCAGCCUCAGACAGCCGGCUGAAAGAAAUAAACAUUACAAACGACCACAACAAGCCAAAAGAAAAUGGGUUGCAUGAAUGGGAUUUGGAUAUAUUCAUUAUAAAAGAUUCAAGCAAUCAUCCGCCCAAGGAAGAAUUUUUUUUCUCUUUACUUCUCUGAAGGUAUGUAUGAAAUGGCCCAAUUGGCCUUUGGACCAAUUUGGGGGAACCCAGUGUGUAAGGUCAACAAGCUACGAUUAGAUGUCUCUGAGAGUCGGCCAGUAUUUCAGCUCUCAUUGCUGGAGACAGCUCAUCUCUGUCUGAGGCCGAGCCAGCCGUGAUGAAACUUUUACUUCGACAGGAAAGCUAUUGAGUUGUCUAUGCUUCACAAAUGGUAGACUGAAGGCUUACAAACACUUCAGUGUUGAUGGAUAUUGUUUUUUGUGUAGGUUUAUGUUGAACGUGUGUGUGUGUGUGUGUGUGUGUGUGUGUGUGUGUGUGUGUGUGUGUGUGUGUGUGUGUGUGUGUGUGUGUGUGUGUGUGUGUGUGUGUGUGUGUGUGUGUUAAGCCCUUUCCAACAUUAUCGUAAAGGUCACUCUCAAAGACGACGAGAAGUAUCCGAAAAAGUGUAGUAAAUAUGGUGGUUUGAAUUGGCCCAUAGAGCAGCCCCCUUUUGUAGCGGUUUAAUUGCAGUUGACCUCCGUUAGUGUAGUGUUAACUCCCUGCUAAACAGCCAGAAAUUACCCUAAUUUUGUCGACGACAAUGUGUUUAUUUUAAGAUUAAGAAAAAUAACUGCUGCACUGCAUCUAAGGGCUUGGAAUAUGUUUUGUAUUUUUGUUGUGUUUCUUAUGGGCGUGUGGAAUUGAUUCCAUGUGCUUUAAUUUUUUUAAGAUAACAAGCUAUCACGCUAGGUAGCUAGAUAGUAUUUUAAGACCUAAUCCACAACGGGAGCGUCUACUAGUGAGAUCAUUAUACCAUUCUUUAAUCGCUUCCGUUUACUUUAAUAACUGUUGGGGGUUUUGUUAAGAUUAUAUUUGUUUCGAUUUCUUUAAGAAAUUCUUGAAGCUCAAUUGAAGAAAAAAUAAGAAAAUUGGGAUAUUUUUUAUUCUCUUAAUUUGACAAAUGUCAAUAUUUAACACCUAGAAAGGGAAUUACACUAAUUGAAAACAUUAACGUUUGUUUACAAUGAUCUUUUUCAUUCAUAUGCUUAAGAGCGCUUUUAUUUUGAAGCUAUGGUGGUAUCUGAAUGUUGAAAUAAGAUUUAUUUAACAAUCAAGGCAAGCGCUACCGACCAGCCACCUGUGUGUAUAUACCUUGCCUGGCUCAUAGGAAGGAUCUGAGGUGUUAAUCUUUACCAUUACUGCAUGCUCUAUUUACAUUCCACGUGAUUGAUCCCCAACUAUGACCUAAUCCGUGUGUUGUGUAUAGUAUGCAAACAUUCCGUGUCGACAUGAACAUCCCAAUCCAGGCAUUUUUCUUUGGACGGCCCGAGCUCCACCCCUUCCAAACAUCCCCACCCCUCUCCACCUCCAUUACCACCACCACCACCAUCACCACAGAUGCAAAAUUAGUAUUCACCCUCACAGGCCCCCCUCCCUUCAGACCACCGCUAUUUAGGUGUUCUUUUAAAAGGACAACAUUUCCAUGGCUGCAGUAGCAUCUCAGGAUGAAUGUAGGUUUCUCAGCAGAACCUGAGCGAUGUUUACCCUGCCUACUCACUGCUCCACAUCCGCUUUUGGUUUCUAAUAGCAGCUUAUUCUCCUCCUUUCUAAAAAUGGCAGAUGUUAUCGUCCGGUCCUCGUCGCAUCAGUCGGUGCAUUCAGAUCACAGUCGCUAGGAUAAAUCGCUCAUGUUGUGGGUUUGGUUUUUAUCUUUUCAAUCGGUUCCACAUUCCCUCUUGUAUAUAUGUAUAUGCAUUUUAUUUUUUUGUAACGCCACCGUUGUGGGAGUGCGCAUAAAAUAACUUAGGUAUUUUCUUCAAGCUGCUACUAGAGACUAUGUAUUCUUGCAACAUGUGAGUGAACACCUUAAAAUUUACCACCACCACCGGACCCACACCCUACCCUGGCCCACCCACCACUUUACCCCACCCACGGUCCUCGCAGGUGGAGAAGAUGCACAGCUCACGCGUCCCGGCUCCUACGAACUUCCACCCCCAACACCACCACACAGACGAUAUGUCCCUGUACAGAGCACUGUUACAUUUCCUGUAUUCUCUUUAAAAAAUGCAAACAAACCCUUGUAUUUCUCCUAUAAUAUGUACAAUACAAAAGUGAAAUACA